Messenger RNA from Momordica charantia (bitter melon), 1173 nucleotides. RefSeq names its product peroxygenase. Gene Ontology annotation, molecular function: monooxygenase activity; calcium ion binding. Lineage: Eukaryota; Viridiplantae; Streptophyta; Magnoliopsida; Cucurbitales; Cucurbitaceae. The record is from RefSeq and is a predicted model, not a curated record.
CUGCAGAUUUCACGAAGAAAAAAUUGCAGGGAGAGGGAAGAAUGGCAACAGAGGCGUCGGCGGAGGCCAUGGCUACGGUGGCCGAUAAGGCACAAGUCACUGCAGAGCGGAAGGUUCGAAACGAUCUCGAGACGAAGCUCCCAAAGCCAUAUUUAGCGAGAGCUUUGACGGCACCUGAUUCGGAGAACAUCAAUGGAACUUGGGGCCACAAACACAAUGGAAUGUCAGUGCUUCAACAGCACGCAGCCUUCUUUGAUCAAGACAACGACGGCAUCAUCCGCCCUUGGGAUACUUACCGAGGAUUUCGAGCACUGGGAUUCAAUGCCAUCGUAUCUUUCUUCUUUAUGGUUUUUAUUCAUGCAGCACUGAGUUAUGCUACCCUCCCCACAUGGAUACCUUCACCUUUCUUCCCAAUACAUGUACGAAACAUCCACAGGGCAAAGCAUGGAAGUGAUUCAGGAACCUAUGACACUGAAGGAAGAUUUGUUCCAGCACAACUUGAGAAUAUAUUCAGCAAAUAUGCCCGUACUUCGGCUGAUAAGCUUACAUUGAGAGAGAUCUGGCACAUGACCCAGGCUAACCGUGAUGCUUUGGAUUUCUUUGGCUGGUUUGCAAGUAAACUGGAGUGGGGAGCUCUAUAUGUUCUUGCGAAGGACGAAAAUGGGUUCUUAUCAAAGGAAGCUGUGAGGCGUUGCUUCGAUGGCAGCCUAUUUGAAUACUGUGCCAAAAUCCAUAAAGGUGCUGUUGAUAAAACAGGAGAAUGGAUUUUGAGAUGGAUGAACAAAUGAAGGACGAAAAGAACAUGGAAGAGGAAGAUGACUAUGUUGAAUCUCAAAGAUUUUUCUGAACAAGGGAAAGGCUUCUGCCGAGUUGGAGAAAUCAAGGCUUGCUGAAGCCAAGCCCAUCUCCUUGUAAAGGCAUUUCAAACGGCGGGGAAGAGGUGGCGGGCGACGAAAUUCACCGAGAAAGAGAAGAACAAGGAGAUGAAAAGUAUACCCACCGUUAAAAAAAAAGAUUAUUAAAUUAAUAUAAAUUCCUACUCGGCUAAAAAGAGUUAGUCCACUAACGCUAUCGCUCAUGACUUGUAUUGUGGUCGGAGGACCAUUUUGUAAACUUCAAAGACUAAAAAGUGUUUAUUUUGAAAUUCAGAACUAAAUAGACACUUGCUUCAAA